UCACCAUUCAUUGCUCAAUUUUUUUGAAUUGUUUAACCACAGUCCUUUUUUGGCUGAGGAUUGUGGUCAGUUUUUGGCUCAUGGAUCUAGCUCUUGUUGGCUGAAGAAUUUUGGCUUUUUAUGGUGAUUCUCUUCCUUACUUUUUGUUUUCUCUCAUAAUGUUUUUGUUUAAUCUGAAGGUUACAUUAUGUUUAUUGUGUUGAAAAAUCACAUUUUUGUAGAGAGGGAUAAAAAAAUUCAACUGUUGCUGAAAACAUGAGGGGUUGGGUAUAAAGGUUUUUAAUAGAUAAGACAGUGGACGAAUGACAGCGCAAUACAAAUGUAUGUAAACCAGAAUGUCCUUGCUGGCACAGAUAGGAUACAGUAGAUUCCAUGUGUAGGUUUUUAGUGCAGCGCUGAUUACUGAAGGGAUCGACAUUAAAUGCAGUUGAAACCAGAAAAAUUGAACAGGAGUUACCGUACAGAUGUCCUGCGUGUAGCUCACACUCCGGUCCAUCAGGGGGCGGUAAUGCACCUCCAUCACAUUCCAGAGCCAGUGAACAAAGAAGGAGGGAAAGUGCGCACUCUGAGCGUGGGAAGAUAAAGACGGAGAACAAUAAGAAGAGUGCGAGCAGCGAGAUGUGAUCCAAACUUUCUGUAUGUAUCAGAGCGAAUUUGAGACAGUGCGACAGCAACAACACCGCUCGCAUAAAAAAACCCACCAUUUAUACUUUUUUGCCAGCUGUGAAACCACCUGGCCUGAUAUGACAAAAUGACAGUAAUCCUGCGAUUACAAGGCCUUGAUGUGAAAGCAGGUACAGAAGAUAUAAGGAAAUUCUUUGAAAGUUUUCACAUACCUGAUGGUGGAGUGUACAUAGUGGGGGGGAGUCUCAGAGAAGCUUUUAUUGCAUUUACCACUGAAAGAGAUGCUCGGCUUGCCAUGCGGCACAAUGAUAGUUUCCUGAAAGGGUCUAAGGUGACUUUACACAUAAGCAGCAUGGCAGAACUGGAGCACAAAUUAAAGACACUGAUAAAAAAGAAGAAAGCCUCCCCCACCCAGCUGACUGCCAAGAGUCAGCCAAGUCCAGAUGUAAAUCUGCCAUCUUUGAAUGCAUUGCCUCAUGAUCACAAUAAUGCAAAUCCAUCACCUACUACUGCACGGCCAGUUGAUCCCCGCACUGCAAAUUUGCCACAGCCUCCUUAUCCCAAAAAGUCUUCUACAAAUCUGCACAUUUCAGCUGUGAACUCACUUGAUUCCAAUACUGCCUUUCUUCUUGGGAUUUGUACUGUCCUUCAAGGACUCCAGUCAUCCCAUCAAAGAGAAAGCAACGAGGCAGGGCCAAGAGUUGAUUUCCCCAAGGCUGAUAGCACAGUUGAAUUUUCCGAUGUGGUGAGGACACCAGAGCUAACUCUGAACUCAGAGCCUGGCUAUGUCAGGCUCUUUGGUCUGCCAGCCUCAGCUACAAAAGAAGACAUCUGCCAUUUUUUCAGAGAGUUGACGGUACAGGAAGCCAUAGUGAAUGUGAAGUUGGGUCUUCGCCAUUGCUGCCUUGUGAAGUUUGCAAACACGCAGGAUGCAUGUGAUGCUCUUCAUUUCAACCAACAGUCACUGGGCAACAGCUGUGUGGAGGUACGUGGAGCAACUGAGAAGAUGUGGACCAGUGCCCUGCAAGAAUGUGAAAGUGCGCUUGGUGAUGAGGAGAGUGUGAAACCCUACAAAAACCCUCUUAGGGAAACUGCAAACGACAAACAAAAAUCUGCUUCUGCACUGCGGAUGAAGAGGCGAUCUGUCAACCGAUUACCAUGUAAAUCACCAAAGAAGCCAAGACCAGAGUAUGACUCAGCAACUACCUUUUCACCGAGUAUGGAGUACAUUGUCAUGGUCAGUAAUCUACCCAAAAAGAUGACCAAGACUGAAAUAAAAGAAUUGUUUGGAUGUCCAAACAUUGUACACAAAAAUGUACUCCAUUUGCUUGACAAGGAAGGCAACAGAACAGACACAGCUUUUCUUAUUUUUAACUGCAUUGAGGACUAUGAAUAUGCAAUGAAUCUCAGUGGGUGCCAUGUUGGCUCUGACACCAUUAAGGUAUCAUCAAUCACUAAGAAGCUGAUGAGGGACAUGAUGGCCAAAACACAUCCCAUUAGGCUUAAGCAUCAUCUGAAGAUGGACACAAAGAAGAAACCAAAUGGAAAGAGGAAAUCAGGUCCAGUUGGGACAUCAGAAGAGAAACCAAACAUGAACCCAGACUCAGCUGUUCAGGCGUGCCUGUUUGUUAGAAACAUGCCUGGAAAUGUGCAGAAGUGUCAAAUAAAAAAUCUUUUCAACAAAUACAAACUGAAGGAGGAUAAUAUCAUCUUGCUCCGUGACAGUGGUGGCAGGAGUACUGGUGAGGCUGUGGUUAAGUUUAAGUCACAGAAGCAUGCGGCUCUGGCUCAUGGGCUCCAUGGACAGGACUUCCUGGGGACAGAAGUACUUCUUACCCGCAUAAAUGUGAAGCAGAUGGAGGACAUCUUGGCAAGAAGCGGUGGGGAAAUUGAACAUUAAUUCUCCAAUGCAGACACCGUGGCCAAAGCGUCAUUUUGAGAUCUUCAUUUUAUCUUGGAAAAAGUUUGUUUUCCAUCCAAGAUGUUUAACUGCAUCGACCUGCUGACUUACUAAAUGUAAUUAUGUUCUGUUAUAACCGUUAAUGACUUCAUAUUCUCUCUGUGAAUAUUCUGUUCAUUUUUUAAAUAAAUAUUUAAAACACU
Molecule: messenger RNA, 2727 nt
Organism: Seriola aureovittata
Lineage: Eukaryota; Metazoa; Chordata; Actinopteri; Carangiformes; Carangidae
Gene: rbm12ba
Product: RNA binding motif protein 12Ba
Exons: 2
Coding region: 752-2524 (590 amino acids)
Cellular component (GO): ribonucleoprotein complex
Molecular function (GO): RNA binding
Source: RefSeq, a predicted model, not a curated record